GCAACUGAGUCAGCCUUUUCACUCGCACUCGUCGUGAUGAAUCUUGGGGUUGUCGUCGCCCUUUUGGGGCUUGUGGCGUGCGGUUCAUGCAAACCAGUGGUGCACAACUUCACUCUGCCACUCUGCGACUCUCCAGAGGCUGAAGCUGCCGCUCAGGUGGCUCUGGAUUUCAUCAACGCGCAGCACACGCAUGGCUACAAAUACACCCUGAACCAAAUCGAGGACAUCAAGGUCAUUAAUAAGGUUGAUGGAACACACACGUAUCUCUUGGAGCUGGAGUUCCUCGAGACUAAGUGCCAUGUCCACAGCCCCAAACCCGUGCCUCUGUGCGACGUUAGAGCCAAGAUCGAAACGGCAGUUGAAGCGGACUGUGAUGUAGCUCUCUCUGAAGCUGGCGGGCAGUUUUCUGUCAUAGCGUUCAAGUGCAAAACGGAAUUAGAAUCAUUUCGUCAUUGUGGAGGCUGCUCUUUUCUGCAGCCGCUGAACGACACCGACGGCACUCAGCUGGUUCAAUCCUCACUAAGGCACUUCAACAAAAACCACACCCUCAACACUGCAUUUGCUCUUCUCGACAUUGGGCGUCUGUCAUCUCAGGUAGUGUCCGGUGGGCCCCUCUUAAGAGCCGAAUAUGCCAUUAUCGAAACCAACUGCACAAGUGUGGACGAUGAUAUCUGUGUCCCUCUGGACCGUGUGGUUGCUCGCCAUGGGUUCUGCCAUUCUGAAGCCCAUGGACUUGAUCUGAAAGUCGACUGCGAAAUCUUCCAACUAGACACUACACUUCCUGCUCCCCCAGCAGGGCCAGGGGGAUCCCCAUUCACCACCCAGGGCUUCAAACACCACAAACUCACAGCCUUGCAUGACCCUGAUGCCACCGGCCUCUUAUCUGCAGAGUCUGAAUCAGCAGAGAAAGCGGCAAUCGUCAAAAGGACAGUGGCAGAUCCUCAACCAGAUGGGGUAUUAGCGGCUGAACCAGCAGUUCUGCUUCCGAGGUGCCCAGGGAAAAUCAGACACUUCUGAGUCCACUCUUUAAACGUGCCCUUGAUACAUUUAUGUAGUGAAUAUUUGGUUUCCCAUGGGCAUAAAAUCUUAUUUAGUGCUGCUGUCAUGUACUUGUAGGCUGCUUGAUCUGUGCCAUUUUAGUGGAAUAAAAUGGCCAUCAAAUUGUGA
This is a messenger RNA of Ictalurus punctatus (channel catfish), 1167 nucleotides long. It is a transcript of the gene ahsga, whose product is annotated as alpha-2-HS-glycoprotein 2. Gene Ontology annotation, cellular component: extracellular region; extracellular matrix; blood microparticle. The record is from RefSeq and is a predicted model, not a curated record. Bases 37 to 1017 code for a protein of 326 amino acids. Gene Ontology annotation, molecular function: cysteine-type endopeptidase inhibitor activity. The transcript is spliced from 7 exons. Lineage: Eukaryota; Metazoa; Chordata; Actinopteri; Siluriformes; Ictaluridae. Gene Ontology annotation, biological process: negative regulation of endopeptidase activity.